AUGCCGUCCAAUCUUCCUUCGAGCUUCGCCUCGGCUGCCGCUGGCCAGAACACCAACCGCGAUUCUAGAGGUGGGAGAGCUGAUGGGAGGGGAGCUAAUAGCGGAGACUGGGCGAGACGAGAUGGACGUUCGACUAACGGUACCCUUACCUUCCGCCGAUCAUCUACCACUCCCUUGGGUCAACCCUCCUCACAGCCGCCUACUUCGAUCGACCAUGCCGUUCAAUUUCUUGCCGGUGUCGAGACGUCUAUGGCACAGCCCUUGACCCAAGAGUUAGGCCCUGCACGCUAUACAAAGGACGACCUGCUCGACAUGUUCCGCCCGCAAAAAGGCCAUGACACCUCGUCUCGACUGUUUAUUCCGGGCUGGAAUCCGGGCCACGUCAAUGGCCACCCUCCUAGAGGCUGGGGAAAGACCAACGAUAACUACAUCCCGCAGGAACCUGGCGCCUGCUGGGAUCAGAUUGGGGAUAGCACCCCGAUGGGACUGCAGGACUUGUCGUUAGAGGAGAAAGAGGCAUUUUCUACAGAAAUUAACUCUCCUCUCAAGCCCCCGACCCAGAACAAAGAAGCCCACCAGGGCAAUGCCAACGGUCGAAAGGCCUCACUUUCCCAAGGAGCUCCCGCUGCCUUUGGUGUGAGCUCACCUUCAUCCGCCACCAGACCUGGGACCCGUCGACGCGAGACGCUCGACUCGAACCCCUUCAGCGCUAGCGCCAUGGCCUCGCCCACCGCUGGCCGAUUCUCUCGAGACGACCCUGCGUACUGGUUCCCGCGCAAGAAUACCGACCUGAAGGAGACGGAGCCGGACGACUCUGAUACGGAGCUGGGCCCUCGUGAUGGAUCUGCAAAGCUGCCUCCAUUUGGCAACCUGAUUCGGUCCAACACUGGCGGAAUCGGUAGCAUGGGGGGUUCUAUGUGGCCACCUUCGGCCCAGGGCCCACCAACGCCCAGCACAGCUGGUGGCUUCGGAAACUUCGCCAUGCCCUCCUCAUCCGCCGUUGGCGACAAGCGUGUCGGUGCACCGGGUGGGGGAAGUCGCCUAGCCCAUCUGAUGCCCAAGGAUAGCUCCGAGAAUAUUGGUCCCAAGGGCCCCGAUAGCCCUAACCCGCUCAACCAGCAGUCUUGGAGGUCUCGCCCUCGUACCGACACCGACCCCUUUGGUGAGGAUAACCUGUCUGGAAGCGCGGUUCUCGGAGGAGCACAGGAUACCGACCCCGGUGCUCAGCACGGUAACCGGCCUGGGGCUCUCGGCACCCCAGUCAAGGGUUCUACCGGUGACUUUGGCAUGUCGGGUCUCAACUUGGGAGACGACGGUCCAGUCAGCCCGUCCGAGACAAACCCUUACCGCAGCCCCCCCGCCGAGCGUCACGACCACGAUGAUGAUGGCAGCGGCGAUAGGCCCCAUGGCACGAAUCCUCAUGACCAACCGUCCAACUUUGGCUCGAUUUCCCGCGGCUUUGGUGGCGUUCCCUUCGAUGGAAGCGACCGCAGCCAGACUUCUAGCGUUGGGGCCAAGGGAUAUCCGUCGUUGAGCACCCUCUCUGGUUGGCCCGCCCCUGCUGGUCAGUCGAUCGGUACCCCGGAUCGCGAACGCCCCAACCUCGGCAGCGCCUUUGGUAGCUCCCUGUUCAGUCCCAUUGGCGAGCUUCAGUCCCCUGGUUUAUCUGGCCUCAACAAUGUGUUUGGUCCUGGUGGUCCUGGAGGGAUGGGAACCGGCAGCAUCAGUCGCGGAAGCAAGCUGGGCUCGCUGUUCCCCGCCGCCAUGCAAGCUCAGAUGCAAUCCCAUGAGCAUGACAACAAUCUGUCUGAUUCCCUGCCUGAUCUUCGACAGAGCAACCCCCUCGGAGCCAUUGGCCGCGGUACCUUUGGCAUUCCCUCUCGUGACACCGAAAGCCCAAUGCGACCCAAUCGCGGCGUGUUUGAGGAACUUUUCCCCUCGAGCAACCCUGGCCAAUCUCAUGGUAUCUUCAGUACCGCAGAGCCGGGCCACCCCGGCGCCACCUCCACGGCACCUCAGUCUUUCACCCCUGUCGGUGGCGGCCUGCCUUUCGGUGGAAGCCAAGGCGGUGCGGAGCCACCUUCUGCCCAGGUUCGUCAGAUGGUUAUGCCCGACAGGAUGCGAUGGGUAUACCUCGACCCCCAGGGACAGGUCCAAGGACCCUUCACUGGACUGGAGAUGAAUGACUGGUAUAAAGCCAACUUCUUCACGCCUGACCUGCGAGUGAAGAAGGUUGAGGACCCUGAGUUUGAACCGUUGGGACAGCUCAUUCGACGCAUAGGCAACUCGCGUGAGCCGUUCCUGGUUCCUCAGAUUGGCAUUCCCCACGGCCCUCCCACGCAAGCUGGGCCUUUCUCCCCGACCAGUGCUGCUGGUGUGGUUCCUCCUCUGAGCGGCGUGUUCCCCAGCUUUGGACGAACCCUCACCGCCGAGGAGCAGAACAACCUUGAACGACGCAAGCAGGAAGAACAGUAUCUCAUGGUUCAGCAGCGCGAGUUCGUCAUGCGCCAACAAGCCAUGUCCAAGUUCCAGAUGCAGGGCGGCCCAUCUCUCCAGCACCAUUCUAGCGCCCACAGCCUCCAAAGUCAGCCCAGCUUCGGCAGCAUGACAUCGCCCAAUCCCAUUGGAAUGCCCCAUCAGCAGCCCAUUGGUGCUAUGCCCCCUUCCGGAUUCUUUGAUGGUUCUCAGCCGGGCGCUUCGGGAAACGGGGACCCUUUCCGAGAUGAUGACUUGGCCAACUUUUCCGCAACUGAGCGCCAGGUGCUUGCGACUCUCCAGGGCGCCGCUGGCUUGGGCGCUCCCCAGCCCAUCGGAGCCCCGGCCCUCGAUGUCAACCUUCGCACCGGACUUCCCGAGACCGAGGAGCUCCAGGAGGACUCCGAGGGCUUCAAGGACCGUCUGAAGGAGUUUGAGGACCUCCGAGCGCAGCACGAGGCUGAGCAAGCCGCCAAGGCGGCCCAGGAGGCCGCCAGGACGGAGCUUGAGGAGGAGGGCACACCCGAAUCCACUCCUAGUGACAUCGAGCAGUCCCCCGAGCCACCUGUUCUCAGCAGCAAGGCCGCCAGGGCCGCCAAGAGGAAGGCCGCAGAGGAUGCCCUCUCACUCACCCAGCAGGUCCAGCAGGCCCAGGCCCAGGCCCAGGCCGCUGCUGUCGCUGCCCAGAUCGUGGAGCCCGGCAUGCCUAUGCCUUUCCCUCCUCCUCCCGCUUCAUCGGGCACUCCUCUACCCGCCCCUACCGCUCAGCGUGCCCGAUCCAACCUCCCCGACCAGUUUAACCGAUCGCAGACGGGAACUCCUGACACCGCUGCAUCUGGGCCACCACCUCUGGCCCCCUGGGCCAAGGAUCCUGCCACCGACGGACCCAAGGGCCCCAGCCUGAAGGAGAUCCAGGAAGCCGAGGCUCGCAAGGCUGCCAAGGCUGAAGAGGCCGCUGCCACGCUCCGAAAGGCAGUCCUAGAGCAGGAAGCUGCUGCCAUUCGAGAGCGGGAGAAGUUUGCGGCUGCCAACAAUGCCGGUCUCCCCGCUACUAGCACCUGGGGACACGGCUCUCCAGCCCCUUCUGGUAGCCCCUGGGCCAAGCCUGGUCCUUCCAAGGGCCCUGUCGCUGGCUCGGCUCCCCCCGCGACGUCUGCAAGCAAAAAGACACUGGCCGAGAUCCAGCGCGAGGAAGAACUCCGCAAGCAGAAGGCCAAGGAUGUUGUCGUCCAGUCUGGCGCCCCCAUGGGCGUUUCCAAAAGCUAUGCCAUACUCGCUGGAAAGCCUGGUCAAUCUCCUCUGACCAAUGCCGCUUCGGCGGCUGCUGCUGCCGCCGCCGCCGCCGCUGGUCCCCCCCCUGGCAGCGGCUGGGCCACCGUUGGAGCCGGAGGUAAGGUCAAGGUCCCCACCGGUCCAUCGACACCAGGCCGCUCUGUUAGCGCCGCUGGCAUCAAGCCUGUGACUUCGCCUGUCAAGGCCAUGUCGAAGCCUAUGUCUCUCGUCUCCAGCGUUAAGGCCGAUAGUGGUAGCACUGCCAUGGACGAGUUCAACAAGUGGGUUCACCGGGAGCUGUCCCGUGGCAUUAUCGGUGUCAAUGACAUUGCCACUUUCCAAGCCACCCUUGACGUCCUCCCCAUGGACACUAGCCUAAUCGCCGAUGCUGUUUACGCCAACUCAACCACUAUGGAUGGCCGUCACUUUGCUGAGGAGUUUGUCCGACGCAAGAGACUUGCCGAGCGCGGCGUCAUUGAAAAACAACCCACUGCCGCCGAGGCCAAGGCUAGCGCAUCCGGCAGCGGCUGGAACGAGGUGGCCAAGAAGGGCGGCGCCAGCACUCAGCCCCGUGAUGGCGAGGCGGGCAUGCAGGCUGCUGGCUUUAAGGUGGUCCCUAGCCGUAAGAAGGGCAAGAAAUAG
This is a messenger RNA of Ilyonectria robusta, 4389 nucleotides long. RefSeq lists its product as uncharacterized. The record is from RefSeq and is a predicted model, not a curated record. Gene Ontology annotation, molecular function: protein binding. The coding region runs from base 1 to 4389 and encodes 1462 amino acids. NCBI's taxonomy places the organism in Eukaryota, Fungi, Ascomycota, Sordariomycetes, Hypocreales, Nectriaceae. The transcript is spliced from 4 exons.